Suillus plorans is the source of this 2412-nucleotide messenger RNA. RefSeq names its product WD40-repeat-containing domain protein. Gene Ontology annotation, molecular function: protein binding. The transcript is spliced from 9 exons. NCBI's taxonomy places the organism in Eukaryota, Fungi, Basidiomycota, Agaricomycetes, Boletales, Suillaceae. Bases 1 to 2412 code for a protein of 803 amino acids. The record is from RefSeq and is a predicted model, not a curated record.
AUGUCUUCUACUGCCGCUAAUGUGAAAAAGACGUCAGCAGUAACCCCCUGCAAGACGAUAAGAGGCCAUACUAAGGCAGUUACAGGCGUUGCACACCUGCCCGGUGGGCAGCACAUCAUCACAUGUUCAUUCGACAGCUCACUUCGACUAUGGGACAUAAGGAGCGGUGCACAGGUAGGUAGCGAGUGGCGAGAUGAAGGGGAUGAGGCAAGAAUAAAUGCCAUGUCAUUGUCUCCAAAUGGCAAGACUAUUGUCAGCGGAAGCAGUGACAGGACAGUAAGGUUGUGGGAUGUCGAGACGGGGAAGGUUGUCAUCAAAUGGAAAGGACACACGGCUUUUGUGAGGUCAGUGUGCUGGAGUCCAAAUGGUAGGCGAGUUGUGAGCGGAUCACAGGAUGGGACGGCAAGAGUGUGGGAUGUGGAGAGCGGCGAACCAGUCGAAGGUCUGAAUCCAAUCAAGACAGGACACGGGUCGGUGUGCGCGGUGAGCUACUCACCCGAGGCAUCAAUGAUUGCCACAGGAGGAUUGAACAACGGAAUCAAAAUCUGGGACGCGAAGACGGGCGAGCUGCUGUCCACGAUCGAACUCGAUCGGACAGUUUGGAGCUUAACCUGGACAUCGGAUGAAAAGAAACUUGUCGCCGGGUGCGGGAAUGACCCGAUUACGAUAUUUGACACUGCCACAUGGCAGCAGAUCGCUGUUCUGGAGGGUCACAGAUCUGUUGUCUCCUCCCUCACUUUAUUUCCCAACGACCGCCUCCUUGCGAGUACAUCUUGGGAUAAGACAGCGCGUCUCUGGAAUCUUGACACAAACCUCGAAAUCGGGCCCCCUCUUCAACACAAAAAUUUCGUCACUUGUGCGGCCUUCUCAGACUCCGCUGAUGGAAUUCUGCUACCCACUGCAGGUUGGCAGGAUGAAAAUGUGUAUGUAUGGGACAUUCAAGCCAUCCUCAAAACAGCUGGCCUAGAAGAUCUCCUGUUCAUACCUGAUGUGAGUGCCAACUUGACUCCCACUCGCUAUCUCAUUCCCAAUGGCUAUCAGGCACAAAAAUCUGGACUCAAAAACAAGGAGCUGCAUCCAUCAUCUAGCUUUUCAAGUGUAGAGCACACUUCUCUCUCCGAGCCAUCGCAGGACAUAGAAGACAAUUCAUUUUUGGAGGCUGAUGCUACGCAAGGUUUCGACCAGUUCGGGGCACAUGAACUCCUACCAGGAUUUUUUGACAGCCCGCAAGUCGAUGCUCAUUCCCCCGCAAUAUUUGGUGCCCGUCUGAGGUUUUCUGCACUACUUGGUCGCUUUCCCUACCUCCUUCACCGUUCCGAACCCAAUCAAGCGACAGAAACUCAGCAGCCUCCAGUGCCUUCGGAGUCACGUUCGCGUGUGCUCUUCGAUCGCCUAUCCUCACUCCUUCGCUCUCCGCCGAACACUGAUGAGAUAUCUGAACCUUCGCAACCUCCAAUGCUUUCGCGAUUAAGUCCACGAGUGCUCCUUGGUGACUUAUCCGGACUUUUUUCCCGCCCUCAAAUCCACGUCAACGAAGCAACCGAACCUUGGCGAUCCCAAACGCCUGGGAGGUCACGUUCAGAUGCACUCAUUGGUCCCCUGUCUUCACUUUUCCGUUCUCCACCCAACGCCGAUGAAGCAAUUGAACUUCAGUGUUGCCCAGGGCCAACUACCUCUCAUCUCAGUCGUCAUGUCGACGAUGUUGCCGCAAUGCGGGACAGGGAGGUGUUAGUUGUUGCUCGUCGGCCCGACACUGCUAGUGAAAUAGCCAGGCGCGUCAAGAACCCUAAACCAUGGAAUCUCAGCGAGCAAGAUCGCGCCCAGACCUUCCUUGCUGGCAUAAAAUUCGUAGGAAAGGCUUUCAAUGCUAACCAGAAGAGAAGAACCAUCGAUCAAGAUGUCGACAACGAGCAGCUCUUCAACGAUGAUGAAGUCAACGGCAAACCAGCAAAAAUAGCUAAUGCUACGCGACGUCCGCCCAUCCGUCCAGCCCCACGUCAAGUGCCAUCAGGCUUUUUCGAUAACGUGCAAGACGGUGGUCCUUCCUCCACUACCCGCCGUCGAGUCCAUCCUGACCCCUUUCUACAUCGCCUCCGCAAUGCUUUUGCACCGUCCUGGGUAUCACGUCCACGUGCGCUCCUCCCUCGCCUUCCCUCACUCUUCCACCGUUCCCCACCCAACACCGAUGUACUAAACGAACCUCAGCAACGUCCACUGGGACCUGGGACCUCCUCUCGUCGCAGUCCUUCUGUUGUUGAUGUUCCUGCACUAGAUGACAAGAAGGCACUGUAUGUUGCUCGGCGGCCAGAACGAGCUAGUGACAAAGCAAAACGUGUCGACAACUCCAAAUGGUGGGCUCGUGUUGUGCUAUUCCUCUGCUGUGCGUCUCCGUCCAACGACGACGGUCAUUGA